CCGCCGCCGCCGCCGCCGCCCGUCCUCCGCCGCGGCCAGCCGGGCAGCGCGGGCGGGCCGGGGGCUGCGCCGCCGGGGAGGAGGUUUGGGGGGGCUUGUGGGGGUCCGGGCACUUACUUGGGCUGGAAGUUGGCGGCGCGAUGGGGAACGAGCGUUGGAAAACCGUGGGAGGAGCCUCGCAACUUGAGGAUGGGCAGCAGGAGAAAUCACAGAGGAUGAGCUGUGGCUACAUCCUGUGCACCGUCCUGCUCUCGGUGGCCGUGCUGCUGGCGGUGACAGUCACGGGGGCCAUCCUCUUCAUGAACCACUACCACACGCCCGUCACCGAGUCACCGCCCGUCAUCAGCACCAACCCCGAGGAGGCCAACGCCCUGGUGACCAUCGAGAAAGCCGACAGCUCCCGCAUCAACAUCUUCAUCGACCCCAACUGCCCCAGCGCCGCCGGCACGCUGGGCCGCGUGGAGGGGCUGCAGAGCUCCCUGCUGCGCGCCGUCACCGACCACGACGCCGAGGCCAAGGCCACCAAGAGCCAGCAGAAGGCCCUGCUGGUCACGGUGGCGGACGAGGUGGCCAAGCUGCUGAGCCACGCCGUGCAGCUGCGUGCUGACUGUGAUGGCCUCAAGAAGGGGCACAGCGCCAUGGGGCAGGAGCUCAGCGCCCUGCAGGGAGAGCAGGGCAGGCUCAUCCAGCUGCUCUCGGAGAGCCAGACCAACAUGGCUCGGCUGGUGAGCUCCGUCAGCGACGUCCUGGACACGCUGCAGAAGGAGCGCGGCGCAGCCCGGCCCCGCCUCAAGGCUGACCUGCAGCGAGCCCCGGCCCGGGGAGCACGGCCCCGGGGCUGCUCCAACGGCUCCCGGCCCCGAGACUGCUUUGACAUCUAUGCCAGUGGACAGCAGGAGGACGGGAUUUACUCCAUCUUCCCCACCCACUACCCCGAUGGCUUCCAGGUCUACUGUGACAUGACAACGGACGGGGGCGGCUGGACGGUGUUCCAGCGGCGGGAGGACGGCUCCGUGAACUUCUUCCGUGGCUGGGAAGCCUACCGGGACGGCUUUGGGAAGCUGACAGGAGAGCACUGGUUAGGGCUGAAGAGGAUCCACCUGCUGACGGUGCAGGGCAGCUACGAGCUCCGCAUCGACCUGGAGGACUUCGACAACGGCACCGCCUUCGCCCACUACGGCAGCUUCGGGGUGGGGCUGUUCUCUGUGGACCCCGAGGAGGACGGGUACCCCAUCAGCAUCGCCGACUACUCGGGGACAGCAGGUGACUCCUUCCUGAAGCACAACGGGAUGAAGUUCACCACCAAGGACCUGGACAACGACCACUCGGAGAACAACUGCGCCGCCUUCUACCACGGCGCCUGGUGGUACCGCAACUGCCACACGUCCAACCUCAACGGGCAGUACCUCAAGGGCCACCACAGCUCCUACGCCGACGGCAUCGAGUGGUCCUCCUGGACCGGCUGGCAGUAUUCCCUCAAGUUCACCGAGAUGAAGAUCCGGCCCAUCCGGGAGGAGAAUUAGCUGAUGGCAUGAGCCCCCCGCACCGUGCCCGGCCCCUGCCCUUCCCCAGCACCCUGCAGACCCACUCCCUCAGCUGCCAUCCUCCCCGUCCUCUCCGAGGGCUUGCCCACCUCUGAGGGGCCCCUGGGGAGCAUCUGCUGCCAGUGAGGGUGGCUUUGGCCCCAUGGCACCCACAGAUGUUGCCAGACCUUUG
Passer domesticus (house sparrow) is the source of this 1716-nucleotide messenger RNA. It is a transcript of the gene FIBCD1, whose product is annotated as fibrinogen C domain containing 1. The record is from RefSeq and is a predicted model, not a curated record. The transcript is spliced from 7 exons. Lineage: Eukaryota; Metazoa; Chordata; Aves; Passeriformes; Passeridae. The coding region runs from base 141 to 1523 and encodes 460 amino acids.